AUGCCUAUAAAAGGAUACCUCGCCCCGCUGAUCGUCCAGCCCCUUCAUGAGAAACACACGCAUACAAUAAUUGCACUUCAUGGCAGAGGUAGCAACGCCGGUCGCUUUGGUCCCACACUUCUAGAGGCCGCAGACCUACAGGUUAGGCUUCCGACCGUGAAAUUUGUUUUCCCCACAGCAUCCAAGAGAAGGUCGACAGUCCUCAAGAGGAUCCCUAUCAACCAGUGGUUUGACAACUAUUCCCUCGUCGACCCUGGCGAACGAACCGAGUUACAGAUUGAGGGUCUGCAAGAGACGUCCGAGAUCAUUCGUGGGUUGAUUGAUGAAGAGGCUGCACUUCUAGGGGACAAGGCCUAUGGCAAGAUAAUCUUGUUGGGCCUCAGCCAGGGGUGCGCUGCGGGUGGUUUCACCCUCCUAGGAGGCUUCAGUGACACUAAGAGAGAGGCGAUCGGGGCUUUCGUUGGAAUGAGUGGGUGGUUGCCGUUUGAGAAUGAGCUGCAGCAGAUUAUUCAGAUUGAUCAACUUCCAAGCUCACCUCAACAUGCCAAUUCAAUUGCGCCACCACAGACAAAUCUGGAUAGCUCGGAUGAUUCGGAAGACUUGAUCAACGCGAAUGAUGAAUCGAGCGCCGAGAGUUAUUCAGGCGAAGAGGAUCUAGUCUCGGUCGGCGAACUCGAAACAGAAUCCGAAAAUGAAGAUCCAUUCGGCCAGAGUCUCGAUGUAAACGAUGACUUCAAUCCUUUUGAGGAAGAUGAGGAGGAGGAGAGGCCACCCUUAAUUAUCCAAACAAUUGACCAUAUCCGGGGUAUUUUGGAUCUCCCCUUACUGGAACCUGCUUGGCGUCUCUCAACCGACAGCAAGUCGUCAUUCAUGAUUCCUCAACUCCGGACACCUGUGUUCAUGGGUCACGGCACCGAAGAUCCCAAGGUAUCAGUGCUGUUGGGCAGGAAAAUGUCAAAUUUCCUCUCGACUGGUCUCGGGAUGAAUGUCACAUGGAAAUCAUACGACGGACUGGGGCAUUGGUAUCGAGUUGAAGAUGAGCUGGAGGAUAUUAUUGACUUUCUCCGACGCCAUGUCGGUCUAACAGCUUUCCCGAGACCAUCUUUAGGUCACAACGAGGAUUUUAGCGAGAACUAG
Molecule: messenger RNA, 1137 nt
Organism: Penicillium brevicompactum
Lineage: Eukaryota; Fungi; Ascomycota; Eurotiomycetes; Eurotiales; Aspergillaceae
Product: alpha/beta hydrolase
Exons: 1
Coding region: 1-1137 (378 amino acids)
Biological process (GO): protein depalmitoylation
Cellular component (GO): cytoplasm
Molecular function (GO): carboxylic ester hydrolase activity; palmitoyl-(protein) hydrolase activity
Source: RefSeq, a predicted model, not a curated record